CUUGAUGGGUCCUGAUACUAAUACUAUUAGUAGUCCUUUUUUUUGGCGGAUGUCGGAAUGCCUCUUCCAUGUAAUUUAGCUUCUCUAGUCCUUCAUGUCCUUCGUCGAAGCGCUCCGUAGACCACGGCACGUAUAUCCAUCCUAGUCGAUCCUCAACAUAUCAGAAUGUCCCCCUUCAUCCGACCCAUCCCUUCACCCUCCUCACAUUCGAUACCAUGAUCGAUACUCUCUCCGUCCUAGCUUCACAUUUCAUCGGUGUCAUCCUCUCUAGCAUGUUCUAUGGCUUUACUCUCGCCCAGACCUGGUGUUAUUUCAGAACUUUUCCAAAAGACAGACGGUCUAUGAAGGCCUUGGUAGCCUUUCUCUGGGUGUUGGACACCGCCCAGCUCGCCCUUGUCGCCGCAUCAAUAUAUCACUACACCAUACUGUGGCAAGGUGAUAUCAAAAUGACUUCCCAUGUAUCCAAAGCAUUUGAGGCAUCUAUGGGCAUUACUUCAAUAAUAGCAUUUAUGGUCCAAUUGACAUAUGCUCAUCGUAUAUGGCGACUCAGUUUUGGAAACAUUCUAGUCACAUUUUUCAUAGUCCUUUUGGCAUUGGCUGCGCUAGGAUCUGGUGUAGCAAUGGUUGUCAAAACUGUCCGCAAUCCCCUGUGGGAUAGCACUCACGUUAGCAACCUGCCUGCUUCUAGUUUUUACUUAUCUUCGAUGGCAUGUGACGUCCUUAUUGCCGCUACGCAAGUGUACUUGUUCCACAAGUCCCGAACCGGGAUAGGAAGACUUGGUGGUCUCAUCACCAGAUUGAGCGUGCUUGUUGUCAAUGUGGGCUUGAUAACUAGUAUAGACGUCACACUCUUUCUCAUUCUGUUUCUCGUAUGCCCCCACAACGGCGCCUUUCUUGUACCAUACAUCCUCAUGAGCCACUGUUAUCUGAAUAGUUUCCUCAGUGUUCUAAACUCUCGUCUUGAGCUACGGGAACUGGUCGAUAAUGACGACUACGCCUGUCCCAGCAUCUACACCAUCGCUUCAGAACUGGCAUGAUGCAGGCCCUCAUACCUCCCGCGCGCCACGCCCCGCCGGACAUGUUUUGAAGCUAGCUAUAGUGUACUGUGAUGCCACCCCCCACAUACAACCC
Messenger RNA from Suillus clintonianus, 1131 nucleotides. RefSeq lists its product as uncharacterized. Lineage: Eukaryota; Fungi; Basidiomycota; Agaricomycetes; Boletales; Suillaceae. The transcript is spliced from 21 exons. The record is from RefSeq and is a predicted model, not a curated record. Bases 216 to 1037 code for a protein of 273 amino acids.